UUUGCUGACGAACCGAAAGUGAAAGCAGCAGCGGGAGUCUGAGGUUGUGUUGCGCCGCUGUGUGCGUAUUUGCCCCGGACUGUAGGAUGGAUCAGACCGAGUAUCCGCCGCCCGUCACCGUGGAGGGGGACUGGGGUCCGACCCAGACCAAGACCGUGAAGAACAAACUGCAGCUUUACUUCCAGAGCAAGAAGAAGUCCAGCGGAGGAGAGUGCCGGGUGGAGGUGGAGGACGGAGCCCCGAGAGCCGCCGUGUUCUUCAGAUCAGAGGAGGUGAGAGAGCGAGUCCUCGCGAGGCCGAACCAUGAGAUCACCGUGGAGAGUCAGAGUCUCAGGCUGAGGCUGGUUUCUGCAGCAAGCCAAACAACCAACACUGACGGCAUCUCAGAUUCAUCCACAGAGUCAAAGGCUCAGAGGUCAGAAGCUGAAGCUGAAGGUGAAGCUGAAGCUGAAGCUGCAGAUGGAGCUGCAGCAGCAAACAGCCACGACUCAGAGUCUGUUCCCUGUGUUGCUGUGCUGCUGGAGAACGUGUCAGACAACAUGUGCAGAGAUCUGCUGUCGAUGCUGGUGGAAAACAUCUCGGGUUUGGACGAUGGAAGCUUCAGUCUGGAGAUCAUCUGGGAAUCGAACAGGGCCGUGGUCACCUUCAACAAGCCUGCAGAUGCAGAAAGGUUCCUCGCUGUGAGCCAGACCAGCAGGAAGAUGCAGAAACACGGACUGACCGCUCGACCACUGCAGGCAGCAAAGAGCAUCCGAGUGGAGAACCUCCCCCCGACCGUGGUCAAAGACCUGUUGGAGCUGUAUUUUGAGAAGACCUGGACUCAGCCGGACGACGUCGCCAUGAUCCCAGAUGAACAGGCUGCCAUUGUCACUUUCAGUGACCCCAAAGUUGUGAAAAGCAUUUCCACAAAAGAAGACUACAUGAUAGGCUCCAUCCCUGUCAAGGUGUAUCCAUACCACGAGCUGCUGGGCACCGCCUUGUAUGGCAAAGACCGACCAACAUGGAAGAUGCCGGAGCCUUUCACAGAGACCGUUCACGUCGCUGUCCGGAAAUUCCUCCUGAUGAAGAAACAGUUAGAAGGCAUCAAUGAUCAGAUGCGUCCGUACUUCUGCAGUGUGGACUUGGACAGUCCUGAGGCGAAGCUCAGCCCUCUCCCCAGCUUUCUGAGGCAGAAAGGUCUGACUGCCAAACAUGUUGAUAACUGGAUGAGUACUGCCCAAGAGGCCUUCAAUAAGCAGAUGUCUCAAUAUUCAGCCUUUGAAUGUCCAGCAAGUGCACCUGCAUGGGAAGCUGCAGAGAAAGACGUCCGUUCAGUUGUUGGGGAAGCUGCUGUCCUGAUGCUGGAUGCAUCCAGGGGGACUUUGACCGUGGCUGGACGAACUGACCAUAUUAAACAAAUCAGGGCUCCUGUGGAAAACAUUGUUCUUAAAGCCAUGAUUCAGAUCGAACGGCAGAUGAAUGGCGUCUCUGAGGGUAUUACUUUGUCCCCUGCAAUGUUCUACAUCCUGAAGCAGGAUGGACUACAGAAAGUAGCAUUCAACAUUUCCCCUGAGAUGAAGGUCUCCUACAGUGAAGCCACCCAGACUUUAACCAUUUCAGGACUCCCUGCAGAGGUUUUCAAGACUAAAGCAUGGAUCCUGGAGAGGAACGUGCAUAUGAGUAAAAAACAGCUGUAUCUCCCCCAGUGCCUUCUAGACUUUCUGAAGACAGUGGAUCCCAUGGACAUGUCACAGGACCUGUUCACAUCCCAGGGGAUCAGUGCCAUCUACAGCAUUGACCAUAAAGGGGUUUUACUGUUGGGGAGUUCUGACAGCAUCCUGACUGACGCAGAGAGCAGGAUGAAGAUGGUUUUGUCCAUUCACACUCUGGAUGUGGAAGACCAGGACGUUCUGAAACUUCACAACUGGGUGGACCUGAAUCAACAACUCCUGGACGCCUACAACUCCUCAAAGAAGAAAACAGUGGCCAUUCAGAUCCACCCAGAGACAAGAGACAAAAUAACGGUGGUUGGUUUUGUGAAUCCAGUGAAAGAGGUCAGUCACAGCCUGAGGGAAUUCAUUGUGAACUACUCUCGAGUUCAAGAAACCGUUCGUGUCAAGUCCUGUGCUGUUGUUCAGUUUAUUGAUAAGAAAAAAUCCCAUGAUUGCUCCAGUAUUGUCAAAGCUUAUGACGUGAGAAUCCAUUUGGAUUCAGAGAGGCCAAGAAUCAUCGUCGCCGGGGCUCGUCUCCACGUUCAGAAAGCCAGAUCCUGCCUUCUGGAACUGACUAACGCUCUCUUCACUGACAACUUCAUCGUAGACAAGCCUGGAGCUAAGAAGUAUUUCCAGUCUCAAGGAAGCUUGUUCCUGUCUACAAUGAUGACAGAGUUCAGCUGUGUGGUGAUGCUUCGUCCAGAGUAUCAAGAGGAAGAAGAGGAGGAAGAGAACUACGAGGAAGAAAGUGGCCUUUGUUACUGCAAAGUGCAGACCAGCAGUAGAGUUGUGGUUUCAGUUAGCAAGGCGGACAUCUGUAGCCUCAGCGUUGACGCGGUGGUUAAUGCAGCUAAUGAGGAAUUGCAGCACAUUGGUGGCGUGGCUUUGGCACUGCUCAAGGCUGCAGGACCACAGCUGCAGAAAAUCAGCAACGACUACAUCUCCAAAAAUGGACAUCUACGCCCAGGUGACGCCAUCACCACAGAUGCAGGUAACCUGCCUUGCAGGUACGUCAUACAUGCAGUUGGUCCACGGUUCUCUGACUCUGACAAGAGGACGUCGGUGUCACGUCUGAAGCUUGCUGUUAAAGAAAGUUUGAAACAGGCAGCAAUGGUGAACUGCUCCACCGUCGCCCUGCCAGCGAUCAGCUCAGGCGUGUUUGGUUUCCCUGUCGACCUCUGCGCUGAGACCAUAGCUCAGGCAGUGAGGGAGUACUGCGACAGUCCACAAGGUCCGGGAUCGCUGACUGGGAUUCACCUGGUGGAUAACAACAGUAACACCGUCAGAGUCCUGGCCGAAGCUGUCAACCAAGAAUUCGCUGACCUUGGACCUACUCUGACGAUACCACAGCACGCAGGCGGGAAAGGCACUGGGCCUUCAGGUGGAAAUCAGCAAGGUCGAGGUCGAGGUCAGAGUCAGUCUCCCAGGGGCCGUUGGUUUGGUGAACGAGGAGGAGGACGAGGAGGAGGACGAGGACGAGGAGGAAGAGGAGCUGGAUACCGUGGAGGCCUACAGGCUCACAGGGGAGGUCAGAGCCCCAGGGGACACACCAGGCCUGGAGGACACGGAGGGCCGGGGAGGAUGGAGCAGGCCACAGCUGAGGGUGUGAAGAUUGUUCUCUGCAGGGGAAACAUUCAGGACCAGACUACCGAUGUCAUCGUCAACACCAUCUCAGAGAACAUGAAUCUGAACCAGGGAGCCGUCUCCAAAGCGAUCCUGGAGGCGGCCGGGUCCGGCCUGCAGUUAGCGGUCCGGUCUGAGGCCGGGGCGGCCACGCUGCAGCACGGCAGCGUCGUCAUCACCGACGGCUUCAAACUCACCUGUCGGAAAGUCUUUCAUGCUGUUUGCCCUUUUUGGGACAACGGAGGAGGACAGGCAGAGGAGGUGUUAAUAACCAUCAUCAGAUAUUGUCUGGAGGAGGCUGAGAAGCAUAAGAUGGUGUCGCUGUCCUUCCCGGCCAUCGGCACAGGAAACCUGAGCUUCCCCAGAGACGUGGUGUGCAGGGUCCUGCUGAGGGAGAUCCACUCGUACAGUCGCAAGACGAGUCCUCGCCACCUGAGAGAGGUGGCCAUCGUCGUCCACCCCAGUGACAACCACACCGUGGAUUGUUUCAUCAGGGAGUUCAAAGGUCAGACUGGUCAGAGAAACGUCCAACAUGAGGUGCAGGACUUAAAGGAGUCACCAGGGCAGCAACCAGCCAGCCAAUCACAACAGGCCUCAGCCUCCUUCGGCCCUGUGUUGUCCCCCUCCCUCGGUGUGUAUCAGAUGCAGAUGGGUCAUCUCACCCUCGAGGUGUCGUCAGGAGACAUCACCAAGGAGGCCACUGAUGUCAUCGUCAACUCGUCCAAUAAAGACUUCACCCUGAAAUCAGGAGUGUCCAGGGCCAUCUUAGACGGAGCCGGAUCAGGAGUCGAGGCGGAGUGCUCAAACAUUGUGAAUUCUCCAGGUUACCAGCCUCGUCACAUGAUCGUAACAUCAGCCGGACUCCUGCCCUGCAAACACAUCAUCCACAUCGUCGGCCAGAAAGAUCCUGCAAACAUCAAGGAGAUGGUUUACUCAGUGCUGAGGGUCUGUGAGGAAAACAGGCUCAGCUCCGUCUCCUUCCCAGCUCUGGGAACAGGUCAGGGAGGGGCCCAUCCCUCGGCGGUGGCAGACGCGAUGGUCGAAGCGGUGGUGGAGUUUGUGAGGAAGAAGCACCCGGCCUUCGUUCGCAGCGUGAAGAUCCUGAUCUUCCAGGCGGUCAUGAUGACGGAGUUCCACAAGAGCAUGAAGAGGAGAGAGGGAGAGGAGGUGGAGGAGAAGAGCUUCCUCACCAAGAUCAAAGACACUGUUACUUCAUUUUUCACGGGAUCUGGGGACGAGCGGUCCGGCACCGAUGGCGUGGAUCUGGAGGGGGAGGAGUUUGAGCCGACGGUGUUUCAGCUGUGUGCUGACAACGAAAAGGCCGUGAGCCUGGCUAAGAAAAAGAUACAGGAGCUGAUUGUGGCCGAGCAGGCGGAGAGUUCCAUCACCGACCCGUUCAUUAGUCAGCUGUCGCAGGCCGACAUGGACGAGCUGAGGGCCCUGCAGAGGAAACUGACGGUGAGCAUCCGUCUGGACAAGGGGCUGGAGGACCAGGAGCCCAGAAUCCAUCUGGAGGGCCUGACCAGGGACGUCGUCCUCGCUGAGUCAGCAGUCAGGGACAUCAUCCGGAGGGUGGAGAGGAUGGAGAACAGGAAGAGCAAGGCCUUGCAGCUGAGCGGGGUGGUAGAAUGGCAGUUUCAGGACCACAGUGGGAAAAUGGUGACCUUCGACAUGUACACCAACCUCAGCCUGGAGGAGGCUCUGGAGAAAAAACAAAGCGUGAAGAUCAAGAUCAGCGAAGAAACGUACACCGCUAAGGUCACGCUCAGAAAAGCAGUUUCUGCAAAGGGACGUAAAGAGGUGGAGCUGCUUCGAAAAGACCUGAAAGACGACGCUGCUCUGCCUGUGCACUGGGACGACAUGAAGGGCGACCUCAUGAAGACGUUUCCUCUGGCGCCGGGACAGAAGGAAUACAGCGAGGUGGAGAAGGAGCUCACAAAGACCGGUCUCACUGCAAACAUCAUCAGUAUUGAACGGGUCCAAAAUGCAACGCUGUGGCAAAGUUACCAGCUCAUGAAGAAACAGCUGGAGAAGAAGAACAAACACAACAACAACGAAAAGCUGCUCUUUCACGGCACUGCUGCCAGCGCCAUCGAACUCAUCAACAACAAGGGCUUCAACCGCAGCUACGCCGGGACUCACGGUGCGAUGUAUGGUAAUGGCUCUUACUUUGCUGUGGACCCUGCCUACUCCGCACGGGGCUACGCCCAGGCCGACGCCAGCGGACACAAGCGCAUGUACCUGGCCAGGGUCCUGGUUGGAGACUGCACCCAGGGAAGAAGUGGCCUUAUCACCCCUCCCUCCAGAAGCUCUGGGAAUGCUGCGGAUCUGUUUGACAGUGUUACUGAUAACAAGGCCAAGCCGACCAUGUUCGUCGUCUUCAGUGACGUCCAGGCGUACCCAGAAUACCUCAUCACAUUUACAUGAACUGCCAUGACGAUGAGAUGGUGUCACGUGUCUUUGACACAAACUAACAUAAACUAACAUCGUCGGGGCCAUUAGUCAUUUUCUUAAGUUUCCACUCAUGAAUAAAUGCAGAAGAAAUUAUCAUUAAGAUUCAGCAAGAAAUUAAUAAAAAAUAAAAGCAUGUAAACCUUAAAUAUAUUCAAACUGUUCUUUCCCUCAGCAGUUUCACAUCGUGUUGUUCUGGAACAGAGUUUGAAAGAUGUGAGAGGAGCACUGUCAGAUCAGAACCAGGUCCAUCGACAUGGUGAACGUUACAUUACAUGUGUUUGGAAAUGUGAACAAUGUUUUUAUCAACUCUGAUGAAGUGUGAAGUGAUGUCUGGGGUUAACCAGCUGACCCAGAUCACAUGACUGACAAAUCAGUGUAAAACUGCCUGAGUGUUUCUUUGGUUAACGGGAUUCUCACACUCUACAGCAGCUGUGUUGUUGGUAACAAAUGGAAAAUGGUGUUUUCAUUCUGAGAUGUAAUAUCUGUGCUACAGCUUCACCAACUGAGGGAGUCAGACUGCAGUCACAGAGCACAGCUACUCAUUUAUACUUACACACUGUUAGAGAUAAAUAUCUAAUAAAAACUAGAGCUGC
This is a messenger RNA of Toxotes jaculatrix (banded archerfish), 6361 nucleotides long. Its product is annotated as protein mono-ADP-ribosyltransferase PARP14-like. NCBI's taxonomy places the organism in Eukaryota, Metazoa, Chordata, Actinopteri, Toxotidae. Gene Ontology annotation, molecular function: NAD+ poly-ADP-ribosyltransferase activity; transcription corepressor activity. Gene Ontology annotation, biological process: negative regulation of gene expression. The transcript is spliced from 23 exons. The record is from RefSeq and is a predicted model, not a curated record. Gene Ontology annotation, cellular component: cytoplasm; nucleus. The coding region runs from base 87 to 5741 and encodes 1884 amino acids.